CCCUCCCGGAGAGCCGCGCUGUGCUCGAGCACCGUUCGGUGCCGUGCCGUGGAAUGAGGGUGGGGACGCGGCUCCCGUUAGGAGCGGGAAUAGCGACGGGUACGGCUUUGUGUCAGCAGCGUUGCUGCGGGGGAUCCGCUGCGUCCCUGCGCAGCGCAGUCUGCAAAGAGAAGGCAUGUCGUGUGCUGGGAGCGCAAAAGGGCUCACCAGACGGGAGCCGGUGGCACUGCGUGCUUUUGGGACCUGAGCCUGGCAGGCACGGGGCGCUGCCGCCAUGCUGACACAGCAGCUCGGUUCCAGAUCCCACGUGCAGUCGGUUCGGGUUGGCCAGAGCCGCAGCAGUCUGGUCCAUGCCCCGAACGAGGAUGUGCUGCUGUGCUGGGUGUGUCUGAGGGAGCGGAAGGGGGAGGGCAUUGAUAACAGCGCCCGCACGCCCAAACGCUGUAAUUCCUGCGGUAUCCCGCACGGCUCUGCCUGGGCUGGGGUCACCUUGAACAUCAGCAGAGGCUGUUCCUUGGUCCCUGCGCGCAUCAUGCCGUGUGAUCUCCAUGGUCCGCUCUUCGCUGCCGGCCGAUUCAGUGUCUUUCCUGUGCUUUUUUUUAACCACUGGGUGAGGGCAGCGAUUUUAUUCAUUUCAGCCUGAUUCCCUUUAAUUUGCAGCCUUGCCAGAAAAUUCAGAGUCCGUAGACAAAAAUCUCAAGGAGAGGAAAAGAACAAACCCCUCUCGUAGCCUGGCAGUGUCUCUAUCACUGUAUCACACGGACGGGAGACAGGAGCCCCUCGCCAGCCGCACACACUGCGGUGAGCUGAGCCCCACGGCCACGCUGCCGUGCCGUCAUGGGAGGCGGCACUGCCGCCCUGCAUCGCGGAGAGGUCAUCGCCGCUCUCCAUCAUGGAGGGGCCCCUUCCCCCAGCUGGGCCCGCGGGGUCUCGGGGUUCCGCGCGGGGCUCUGUGCGAGGAGCCGCGAGCUGCGGCUGCCUAAGGGCAGCUGCGGUGUUCGCAGUGCCUGCGGCCGUCGAUCACGCGGCUCUUUACUGGAUCCGUCAUAGCGGGGCCGGAGCGCCCCGGACACAUCGCUCCGGGCGGGGCCGCCGCCAUGCUGCCCGCCGCCCCCGCUCCUCGCCCGCCCGCCAUCAUUUCGCCCCCGCGCUCUCCCUGCCCGCUUCAGGCUCUCCGCCUCCCGCUGCCUCUGCUCGCCGAAGGGGCCGUUCUCAGCCUCGCGCUGGAAUCGCCGCCAGCGAAUGUUUGCGCGCUGCCGGCGGUCCCCGGGGACGGGGCCUGGAGCGCGGCGCGGGCGGAGCGCUGCGGACGGGGGGCGCCAUUGUUUCUCAGCGCUCGCCCGCUGCGUGUCCUAAUGGGAAAAGUCCCCCGGAGCCGGGCUGGAGCCGCCGCCGAGGCCGCCCCCUCCCCCUCGCCCCAGAAUUUACCAUCCCCUGCGCCCGGGAGGAGCGGCUGCAGCUUUGCUGCGAAAGGCCGGGACGUGUUUUCAAUUUGCCUCCUGCUUAUCUCGGGUGUUUGGACAGAGAGGUUUAAAAAGCGGGAUUUUCUGUCCCCGCAGAGUAAACACGCAGAGCCCGGCAGCGCAAACUAUUUCUGGCUUAUCAGUGGAGGAAUGCAGCAGCUGAGGCCGAGCGCGAGUGGGCCGUCAGGAAGGCCCUGAAGGGGCCCCCUCCCCACUCCGCGCUAUUAGAAGUGUGAGAGCCCAGCAGGACUCAGAGGGGAGAGUUGGAGAAAAAGGCAGAAAAGGGAAAGAAAGAGGAAGAGAGAGAGUGAGAGAGGCUGAGCAGACCCCGAUGGCUACAGACGAAGUUACAGGAGGGGCUCGCAAAGCUACGAAAAGCAAACUUUUUGAGUUUCUGGUCCAUGGGGUGCGACCUGGGAUGCCAUCAGGAGCUCGAAUGCCCCAUCAGGGGGCUCCCAUGGGUCCCCCAGGCCCUCCAUAUGUUGGAAGCCCCUCGGUGAGACCUGGGAUGCCCCAGACUGUGAUGGAAACAACGAGAAAACGUACUGCACCACAGCAGGUCCAACAACAGCAGGUGCAGCAGCAAGUGCAGCAGCAGCAGCAAGCUACUCAGAACCGAACUAGGAGUGCCAAGAGGAGGAAGAUGGCUGACAAAAUUCUCCCUCAGAGGAUCCGAGAGCUAGUUCCUGAGUCCCAGGCCUACAUGGAUCUGUUGGCUUUUGAACGCAAACUAGACCAGACCAUUAUGCGGAAGCGCGUGGAUAUUCAGGAGGCACUGAAGAGGCCAAUGAAGCAAAAGCGGAAGCUGAGACUUUAUAUCUCCAACACAUUUAAUCCUGCGAAAUCUGACGCUGAUGAUUCCGACGGCAGCAUCGCAUCAUGGGAGCUUCGAGUGGAGGGGAAGCUCCUGGAUGAUCUCAGCAAACAGAAACGGAAGUUUUCAUCUUUUUUUAAGAGUUUAGUCAUUGAACUGGACAAAGAUCUUUAUGGACCUGACAACCAUCUUGUGGAGUGGCACAGAACUCCCACAACUCAGGAGACUGAUGGCUUCCAGGUGAAAAGACCAGGUGAUGUCAGUGUGCGGUGCACGUUACUCCUAAUGUUGGACUACCAGCCUCCACAGUUUAAACUAGACCCACGAUUAGCCCGUUUGCUGGGGAUACACACGCAGACCCGAUCAGCUAUCAUCCAGGCUCUCUGGCAGUACAUCAAAACAAAUAAGCUGCAAGAUUCCCAUGAUAAGGAAUACAUUAACUGUGACAAGUACUUCCAACAGAUUUUUGACUGUCCGCGGCUAAAGUUUUCUGAAAUCCCUCAGAGACUGACCAACUUGCUGCUGCCACCAGAUCCUAUUGUGAUAAACCAUAUCAUCAGUGUUGAUCCCAAUGAUCAGAAGAAGACGGCUUGUUAUGACAUAGAUGUAGAAGUUGAAGACCCAUUAAAGGGACAGAUGAGUAGUUUUCUUCUCUCAACAGCUAACCAACAGGAGAUUACAGCAUUGGACAACAAGAUUCACGAGACAAUCGAAUCCAUAAAUCAGCUAAAAAUACAACGUGAUUUCAUGCUGAGUUUCUCCAAAGAUCCCAAAGGAUACAUCCAAGACCUUCUCCGGUCCCAAAGUAGGGAUCUUAAGGUGAUGACUGAUGUAGUUGGAAAUCCAGAAGAAGAACGCAGAGCUGAAUUUUAUCAUGAGCCAUGGUCUCAAGAGGCUGUGAGCAGAUAUUUCUACUGCAAGAUUCAGCAGCGCCGACAGGAACUGGAACAGUCUCUGGGAGUGCGCAACACAUAAGUAUUGCUCAAAACAUCACAUUGGCAUCAUGACCACAGAACAAGUGGACUCCCCAGUGUUACUUAGCUCACUGUUACACAUGGACCUGCUUCCUGACUGGAUGGGAAUGUACCAUCAACAAACCAGUCAGAACACCAGCUUUAGAGUGACCCUUGAAAACACCACCCAUGGGAGGUGUCUCAAAUCAUUCCAGGCCAUAGAUAGCAGAAGAUUGCCAUGCUUUAUACAGGUGUCAGUGCUAAAGAAGAUUAAAGAUUAAUUCAUCAACUUGCAUCAUUGAGUUCUAGUGGAAAGUUGAGACACUACGCAGCAAAUCCUUAUGGGUUAUGCAUAGAAUCAUGGAUGGUAUUGAUGGGAGAAAUUGAGUUGAGUGUUAUAAAAGACUACAGUUUUAGAGAAAUAAAGGUAAUUUUCAUCUUGUGUUACCUAAGAGUCUCAAAUAGUAACUUCUCUGGAAUUAGACAAGUUAGUCCUGAUAGUUGUGGAAUGCUUUAUAUUCCUGAAUAGAACUUUCAUUACAGUGCAAGGAGCCAUCAUGCUAUGUAAAAUAAUAAACUAGGAGAGUUUUCAUUCCUGAAAUGAAAAGCUCCUUUGGAAGAAUAAAGUACAUUUAGGACAUCUAUUUUGCAAACUGUAACACGCUCUGUUUCCCCUGCCCGUGCAAUGAAAGGCAAACAGAUUUAUAUAUCACAUGAGUAUGAUCAAUGUGCUAUACUGAGAGGAAGACAUUUUUUUUCCAGAAUGAAAGCUUCUUAAGCAUUCUCAAGUAUCAGUGGGUUAGUAAAGCAGAAGUUGAAGCAAGAAAUAAGGCAAUCUGAGAAAAUGCAAAUAACUAAUGGUGCUUUGCUGAUACCUGCCUUGAACACAGCAGAUAUUAACAAUAAGCCUAUAGGCAAAAUAGGAGAUUGCUUAAACAUUUCUAUCUUUGUGUGCCACUGGAGAUCAAGACUGUAAAGAAGUUCUCUAAUUGUUAAGUUGGUUCAGAAUCCAAAAAACUUAACUUCAUAUAAUGUGGCAGUUUUCUCUUUACUUCACAGUCUUAACAGAAUCCCUGGGUUGGUCUUCUUCAGUCAUAGGUAAAUUGCCUUUUCCUAUGGAUCAUUCAGUUCCUCCAUUCACUCUUUUUGGUUACAUAGGAUGCUAUUGAAUUAUGAAGCACUAUCAGCCUUAGAUACCGCUUAGAAACCACCUUCUUUGCAAAUACAUGACAAAUUCAGACAGUGGGAAUUAUACCAUAUUGACUCGGAAACAGAGACAUCUUCAUUAAAUCCUUCCCCCGUCCUGCUUUUUGUAGUGCACAGAUUAGUUUGUCAUUAAUGAACCAACAUGAUUUCUUGUCCAAAAAGCAGCUGCCAAAGUAUAACUGGGUCCUGAUGAUGUAGCACUCAAUAUCCUCUUCUAGGCUGCUCCUCUUCGUCUCCUUUCUUUCACUUUCUUGGAAUGAAAGUUCACGUGUGAUAAGGAAUGGAGGCAGCUAUAGUAUGUAUAUACUAUUUUGCUACAGUAAAGUCCUCUUCUGCUGUCUUUGCCAAUUCUUUCAUAUUUGAAUGUAAAAGUUUCUUCUGUCCAGUCACAGAAGACACAAGUCUUCCCUCCCAGUCCUUUGUUGAAUACAUCUGCUUACAUGUUACCAGUGCCAUAGCUUUCACUCUGUCCAUUGUGAUCAGAGGUGUCUCAGAAAAUUCACGCUUGAUUGCAAUCAUUUGUUGGCAGUAACACUGUGUAAAAACAUUGGUGUGAGAAAAAGCACAGCUGUACCUCUUUGCCCAAGGCCUUUUCCUGGGAAUGGCUUGG
Messenger RNA from Phasianus colchicus (ring-necked pheasant), 5046 nucleotides. It is a transcript of the gene SMARCD3, whose product is annotated as SWI/SNF related BAF chromatin remodeling complex subunit D3. NCBI's taxonomy places the organism in Eukaryota, Metazoa, Chordata, Aves, Galliformes, Phasianidae. The record is from RefSeq and is a predicted model, not a curated record.